AUGAUUUUUUUUGAUAAUCUCUUUUGGAUUGGCUGGAAGGCACCAGUUGUUAUGUUCAACCCCUUAAACAAUGGUUUGAGAAUGCAAAUAUGUAUUCUCUAUGUUCCUAAGAGAAUUAGCAAAUCCAAUUGUUCAAUUGAGUUACAUGUUUGCUUGUCUGAGAAACAUAAAUGUAGCAGCCGUAGAGUUUUGUAUAAAUUGAGAGUUGUUUUUGGUCUCAGGAUUCCUCACAAGACCAAACGUGGUGCUGCUGCGCUUGCUCGCUUGAAGAUCUAUGAGGGAGUCUCAGCUCCAUAUGACAAGGUUAAGAGGAUGGUUAUACUUGAUACUCUCAAGGGUCUUGUUUGGUUUAUACUUGAUGCUCUCAAGUGA
Molecule: messenger RNA, 372 nt
Organism: Arabis nemorensis
Lineage: Eukaryota; Viridiplantae; Streptophyta; Magnoliopsida; Brassicales; Brassicaceae
Source: the annotation of a GenBank genome assembly